Molecule: messenger RNA, 270 nt
Organism: Echinostoma caproni
Lineage: Eukaryota; Metazoa; Platyhelminthes; Trematoda; Plagiorchiida; Echinostomatidae
Source: the annotation of a GenBank genome assembly
AUGACGAAGGGUACUACAUCGUUCGGUAAACGGUUGAACAAAACCCACACCCAGUGUCGCCGCUGUGGUCGAAGAGCAUUCCACAUUCAAAAGAAGAAAUGUGCUUCUUGUGGGUACCCCAGUGCUCGGAUGCGUGGCUAUAACUGGUCAGAGAAAGCACGUCGUCGACGCACAACAGGUACUGGCAGAAUGCUGCACCUGAAAAGUGUCCACAGGCGAUUUAGACAUGGUUUCCGCUCCGGUCCUCCGAAGCCUGUCAAGUCCGGUUAA